GGUUUCCGGCCGGCGUCCUGAGGCCGACGCACAAGAUGGCGGCGCCGGUGGCCCGCAGGAGGUUGCAGAUUGAGGCGAGUUGUUGAGUUGUGGCACGCGGAAGGGGAUCCCAGUCAAGCCUCGCUCAGGUGACAGGUGGUCGGGCAGCACCGUGGGCCCCGUUGCGGUGCAUGGCCUGCUCUCUGGUGUCUUCAGUUUUUACCGCCUCCCAAACCCUGUCCCCGGGCGGAACCUAAAGGAAGGUCAGGCCAGGCUGUCCCGCCUAUCUUCGUCCUGGGGCGGUUCCCCUGAGUGGCUCACUUUUAGAAUUGACUUUAGCCACGUGUAGCUUCAAUGGCUGAAGUGCAGGCCCCGGGGGAGAAGAUCAGUAUCCAGGCAGGAGAGACUACCAAGGUCGGGGACAGGGACCCGCUGGAGAACGACUGGCCCGAGCAGGACAGGCUUACACAACGGUCCUGGAGACAGAAGUGCGCCUCCUACGUGUUGGCCUUGCGGCCCUGGAGCUUCAGUGCCUCACUCACCCCUGUGGCUCUGGGCAGUGCCUUGGCCUACAGAUCCCAGGGGGUCCUGGAUCCCAGGCUCUUGGUGGGUUGUGCAGUGGUUGUCCUGGCUGUGCACGGGGCCGGCAAUUUGGUCAACACUUACUAUGACUUUUCCAAGGGCAUUGACCACAAAAAGAGUGAUGACAGGACUCUUGUGGACCGAAUUUUGGAGCCCCAAGAUGUUGUUCGAUUUGGAGUCUUCCUCUACACCUUGGGCUGUGUUUGUGCCGCUUGCCUCUACUACCUGUCCACUCUGAAACUGGAGCACUUGGCUCUUAUCUACUUUGGAGGCUUGUCUGGCUCCUUUCUCUACACAGGAGGUAAGCAGGUGCGCAAGGGUGGAAGAACAAGGACCACAUCAGAGGCCCCUGAGCAGCCCAGGCAAGAUGUUUGGUGGCUUGCAUCAGGCUGGCGGCCACAGAGAGGAAUUGGAUUCAAAUAUGUGGCACUGGGAGACCUCAUCAUCCUCAUCACUUUUGGCCCACUGGCUGUGAUGUUCGCCUAUGCUGUCCAGGUGGGGUCCUUGGCCAUCUUCCCUCUAGUCUACGCCAUCCCUCUGGCCCUCAGCACGGAAGCCAUUCUCCAUUCCAACAACACCAGGGACAUAGAGUCUGACCGGCAGGCUGGCAUCGUCACGCUGGCGAUCCUCAUCGGGCCCACCUUCUCCUAUGUGCUCUACAACACGCUGCUCUUUCUGCCCUACCUGAUCUUCAGCAUCCUGGCCACACACUGCAGCAUAAGCCUGGCACUGCCCCUGCUCACCAUCCCCAUGGCCUUCUCCCUUGAGAGGCAGUUCCGCAGCCAGGCUUUCAACAAGCUGCCCCAGAGGACAGCCAAGCUCAACCUCCUGCUGGGGCUUUUCUAUGUCUUUGGCAUCAUCCUGGCACCAGCAGGCAGUCUGCCCAGACUCUGAGGAGACCAGCAGCUCUCACCACAGCGCAGUCCCUCCUUAGGAUGGGUAGAAUCCAGAGACUGAGCAGGGGUGCCACUGGCCAGGGUGGGUGCUCAGCAGAGUGGGUGAGCUUCUGCCCUUGUGUGUUGGGAUUAUCUUUGUAAAGAUAUGAAACUGUUCUAGUGUCCGUAGAUGGAUUGGACACACUGUCCUUGUGUUAUUUAUAAUCUCCACUAGAGGGUGUUGUCAGGCCACUUUAGGAGGAAAGGUCCAUCUUCCCCUGUUCUAGACAGUAUAUCCUAACAGUCUGUGAAGGAGCUGUGUCCCAAAAGGGCCGUAGUGAUGAGAUACUGUACUGUCCUGUUACCUUUGCAUGUAGGAAGUGGCAAUAAUUGGUGCCAGGCCCCAUUUGCAGGGAGCACCUGUCGCCCAAAUGAAUGUGCUGCCUGCUAGAGAAAGUCCCUCAUUAACAUAAAGUUCCCGGCUUUUUGUGUAGGUGGUGGUUCAGACAUUUCUGUCCUUCAUCUCUCCUUUCACUCAUCACCACUGUUGAGGAAAGUGGCAGUUCACCCCGCAGCAAAACGAUCAAGCCUGGGGCACCUGAGAAAAGCUUUCGUGCGUUGUGGUGGGGGUGGGCUGCUUCCCCUGUAGAGUCCACUAGGAUGGCAGUAAUUAUUGGGACCCAAAGCGGUAGUAUCCAGACUGGGCAGCAGUAACACAUGAGUCAGCGUACUUCUCUGUCCACAGAGCCACAGGAUGGGCAGAGCAGGGCUUGCUGAAUGUACAAGCCAACGGACAACAGUCCUGGCCCCACUCUGCUAGAUUGAGAGACCCUGCUAGUGAAAGGUCUAUGAAAUACGUCCCUCCUCUCCUUGUGCUCUGUUGCCUGUCUUGUUCAGAGGGUGGCUUCAGUGAGAUCACAUCCAAAGGAUGUUGUACCCUUCGAAGUGUGACACCUUGUGUUGAGAUGACCACACCAUCCUCAAUGAGCUUCAUUCUGUGACCAGCUGUCCUGGAGGGUACUACAGGUUCUUGGCCUGCAGAAAACCACCUUGAGUUAGCACUGGGUCAUUUCCUUGGGAAAAAAACGUAUUUAAAAACUGCCCAGAGUUCUUCUGUAGUCAGCGUGGUUUGUUUACCAGAGAGCCGGGGUCCCUGAGCUUGGAUCAGGGACCGGAAACCUAGGGAAGGGGUGCUCCUUUCCUGUUCUCCCCAGCAUGCCAGGUUUGUGGCAUGUGGUGGUUUUGGGUGUCCUGCCUUUGGAGAAGCCCCUAUGACCUCUGUUGGGAAUGACCAUUGUUACCUGGAGCUUGGAGGGCCAGCGGCUCUCAGGGCCACAAGCCAGGCCUGACACAUGACUACCCUCUCAAAACUGGGUCAGCUGCUACACCUUGCUGGGUGCAGGUUUUAAUGUCUAUUUUUAUAUAUGAUCCACAAAGGCCAUAUUUGGGGCCACAUUUUUUAUACAGGCCACCAUAAUUUGUAUUCUGUCUCCUGAUUCAAUGAAAGUUUCCUAUAGAUUUGUUAAUUAAAAUAAACAGUAUUCAUGAGCA
Molecule: messenger RNA, 2987 nt
Organism: Meriones unguiculatus (Mongolian gerbil)
Lineage: Eukaryota; Metazoa; Chordata; Mammalia; Rodentia; Muridae
Gene: Ubiad1
Product: UbiA prenyltransferase domain containing 1
Exons: 3
Coding region: 334-1455 (373 amino acids)
Biological process (GO): vitamin K biosynthetic process; menaquinone biosynthetic process
Cellular component (GO): Golgi membrane; endoplasmic reticulum
Molecular function (GO): prenyltransferase activity
Source: RefSeq, a predicted model, not a curated record